AAUGUGUGCGAAAGUAUUAUAGGUACAUUACUUGAUAUUCCCGGUAAAACUAAGGAUGGUUUAACUAGUCGUUUAGAUCUUGUUGAAAUGGGUAUACGAACUGAUUUAGCACCUGAACAGAAAGGUAAACGCACAUAUUUACCUCCUGCUUGUUUCACGUUGUCCAGAGAAGAGAAAAAAGUUGUAUGUAAAUCAUUUGCAGAGAUGAAAGUGCCUGAUGGCUAUUCAUCCAACAUUCAAAACUUGGUAUCCAUGGGAGAUUUGAGGCUGAUGGGUAUGAAAUCACAUGACUGUCAUAUGUUGAUGCAACAAUUACUUCUGAUUGCUAUUCGGUCAGUAUUACCGAAAAAAGUUCGAGAUUGUUUAACGAAUGUUUGCAUAUUCUUCAAUCAUUUAUGCGGAAAAGAAUUAGAAAUGAAAAAAUUGGAUGAAUUGCAUUAUAAGAUAGUGGAAACUCUAUGCAACCUUGAAAUGUUUUUUCCGCCAUCAUUCUUUGACAUUAUGAUUCAUUUAAUGGUUCAUCUAGUAAGGGAAGCCAAGUUGUGUGGACCAGUUUGGGCGAGAUGGAUGUAUCCAUUUGAAAGAAGUAUGAAGGUGUUGAAAAGUUAUGUGCGUAAUCAUUAUCGUCCUGAAGCUAGUAUGGUUGAAUGUUAUAUAUCGGAAGAGGCAGUAGAAUUUUGCUCAGAAUACAUGAGUGGGGUUGAAGCAAUCGGAAUCAGCAAACCAUGAAAUAACUCAGAUGGAGUUGAUAAAGGACUACGAGGGAAUGGAACAGUGACCACCGUGUCUAGGGCAGAAUUAGAUCAAGCUCAAUUAGUUGUGUUGCAAAAUAAUCCUGAGAUUCAAUCAUAUAUAAUUGAUCACAUAGAGUUAUUACGGUCGAUGAUUCCAAACAAGAUUAAAAAUAAACAAAAAUGGGUUAUAGAUGAGCAUAA
Messenger RNA from Humulus lupulus (European hop), 935 nucleotides. RefSeq lists its product as uncharacterized. Lineage: Eukaryota; Viridiplantae; Streptophyta; Magnoliopsida; Rosales; Cannabaceae. The record is from RefSeq and is a predicted model, not a curated record. The transcript has 2 exons. The coding region runs from base 88 to 729 and encodes 213 amino acids.